UAGAAGGGGGCCGCAGGGGCUCCUGUCCCAAGUUGGGGUGCUUUUCUCGGAGGGGCGCUGUGGGGCUUUGGGCUCCUCACCUUGGCCCCUCGCGACUUGGUCGGUCAGCCAGCCCCACCCCCAAGACCCGGCCCAAAGCACUAUGGGCACAGGGGGUCCCCCGGGCCUUGGGCUGGAGGCCAUGCGUCUUGCAGCGCACCUGUGCAGCCCCAGGUGCUGGGUCCGCGGGCCAAGUGCAGGCGCAGCGCACCCCCCACCCGCCCCCGCCCGAAGGCAGCAGCUCACCAAACCGAACCAACCAGAAACCUCAAUCAUUUCCUGAACGUUUACUGCUGACACCCCGUGGAGAUGGAAAAAAUGAAAACCUGUCCAGCGACCCAGGUUCCACCUGCUGUACCCGGUCCAACCUCUGCUUUCCAGGCAAAUAGGCAAGAGCUAGCCUAGCCCUCUUCAAAUCCAGCCCAGACAGAGGCUGGUUGGGCUGGUUCCCGUCCUCUGGCGGGAAAGGCCAGGGGGUCGCCAGCCCCAGACCGUUGAGCCCCAGGAGCAGCUCUGGCUGCAGAGGGAUUUGCAAAUGAAUCUAGGGAGCCUCCGGGAAAGCAGCAGACUGCCCGGACCCCCACUGCCUGGCCCUUGCGGGCAGCGGAGACUUGUCGGUAAGAAAGGGCAUUCCCAUCGUACACGAGCCUUUCCUGGAAAACGAGGAGGGAGGUCUCCCCAACCCCCCUGACCAGGCCAGCGCCGCCUCGAUGGUAACGUGGACACGGUGACCCCAAGCCACGCUUCUUCCUAGAUGAGAAGGCCUAAUCUGGAUGGACACGCUCCGGCCCCGGCCCCGGCCCCAGCUCUGCUGUGAAUUUCCAUACGGCAACGACACACAUCCUGGUCCGGACGUCGUGGGCUCAGCGUCAGGACGCAUGUGCCCGGGUGGUGGCUACCGAGUGACGAGGACAGACUGUGUGUGCUCUACGAGCCAAAUCGGAGGUAAUUAUUCCCUGUGGCAGGUCUGGAGCAAACACCCUCCAAAUUACCGUUGCCAUUUGGGUACUAAAGUGAACGAUUUGAAAGAGAAAGGCUGGUGAGUGAGCAAAGCCCUGAACACGCUCACCGAUAUUUCGUCUUCAGAGGAGCAAACCGUGGGCAUGUUUAUAUCCCGUCCUCUUUCUGGCUGAGGCCUCGGAGCCCGGGGCCUGCUUCGGAUUCUGUGUCUCCCUCUCUCUCUGCCCCUCCCCUGCUCACCCUUUCUCAAAAGUAAACAUGGAAAAAAAAUUUUUUAAACAAGUAAAAAGAAAAAAAAAAAAACUCUCCCAGAUGCCCCAGAAGCGCGUCGUGCAGCCGCGCUCAACAGCAAGGCAGUCAACGAGAGCCACGGCUUCUAGCGGCUCGCUCGUCGCUGCCUCCCGGACAAAGGGGGCAGGACCCUCGGCAGGUCCCCGCGGAGACGCCCCCCAGGACACAGAGCGUGCCUUCCCCAGUGUGAAGGAACUCAGGACCCACGAGCCCUUCCUGAAGGAGACUGAGCACUGGAUCUGUGGGAGGAUGUACCCAAAGCGAUGCUGGACUCGCGGUCCCAGAGCUGGACGUCAGCGCUGUAAAGCGGGACCCGUAAAGAGACGGAUACGGCCAACCAGAGUCAGAGGACGAAGGACAGAAGAAGGCAGAGGGAGCAUAUUGAUGAAAGGGAAGGCCGGGUUUCUCCUUUUCCACGCCCUCUCCGGGCACCCGCGUGGGCUCAGCAGCCCGGAAGCUCUCCUGACCCUGGGAUUUCUGUGGGGACCUCAUCACACGGGCAGCUGCCUACCUGAGUUCAUUGGCACACGAACCCUUUGGGGAAAGAAGCCUGCACUUCUGUCUUUGUACUUUUCUGCACCGAUUACAUUCUUUGGGAGAAAAUGCUUUCUGGCACAAAAACAAGAGAGUACCUUUCUCCAAAGGAAAAAUACAGAAGUGCCAGAAGCAAACGUGCCAGGAUUUUACCAGCUGUUACUGCUGGGCCAUAACAGUCCAAAUGCGUUCCUAGCGCUCCGCACCCCCCCACCCCUCCCACUGUGUUCCCCCGUGGGCCUCUGCGUGGAUUCACCCCAACCCAGGAGUCUACACAGCAGCAGGGAUCACCCUCCGCCGAGGGGGCCAACGGAUGCCCUUCUGGGUGCAGGCGAAGUGAUCUGGGGGCCCCGAGACAUGACUCCCAUUAGCUGCAGAUGCCGCCCUGCAGCGGCGACGGGCCCGGGAGAGGCGGUCGAGGGGAAGGUGAACUCAAGGUCUCAGCCACCCCAGGCACGGGCCCCAAUCUGGGGAGGGAAGUCGGGUGACGGUAACACUCCCACCACCCCAGACUCGGAGCUCAGCACCCCCGGCAAGCGGGGUCUCCUCACGCUCAGCCGGCUGUGAGCUGCUCAGCAAUUUGGACCUUUCACUCCUGACCAGGCCCAGUGUCCUUUCUCCGGCCUCCCUCCUUCCUCUCCUCCCUGCAGCUGCAGGGUCACCCCCCCUCCCCCAUGGGGAAGAACUCCCGCCCUCCCAGUGAGGAGGGUUCAUGCCCCCCCCCAGCAAGGAGGAGUCACACACACACCCCGCCCCGAGUGGGGAAGGACCCCCGCCCCCUCCGCGGAACACCAGGGUGGUUGGAAACGAACCCUCUGCUGGGCCUCCUAAAACCCUGGGCAGGAAGAGGCGGGGGCGCAGACUGCCCCUAACCGCCCUUCCAGAAGUCGGAUGACUCGGCCAGAAGGGCAGCCGGGAGCCCCCCAGCCCCCGGGCAGCAGCCCUGCACAGGUUUGGGUGAGGAGCCGGUUUCGGGUUUGCACCUGUCGGCGCGGCCCCGCGGUUGGAGCGGUUCCAGGGCGCCUGCCCAGCGCUCCCGGGCCCGGCCGCCACCGAGCUAAUUGCUUCAUAACGG
Prionailurus viverrinus (fishing cat) is the source of this 2899-nucleotide messenger RNA. RefSeq lists its product as uncharacterized. The record is from RefSeq and is a predicted model, not a curated record. Bases 1258 to 2391 code for a protein of 377 amino acids. The transcript is spliced from 2 exons. Lineage: Eukaryota; Metazoa; Chordata; Mammalia; Carnivora; Felidae.